Ricinus communis (castor bean) is the source of this 2482-nucleotide messenger RNA. Its product is annotated as subtilisin-like protease SBT3. Gene Ontology annotation, biological process: proteolysis. Bases 93 to 2399 code for a protein of 768 amino acids. The transcript has a single exon. NCBI's taxonomy places the organism in Eukaryota, Viridiplantae, Streptophyta, Magnoliopsida, Malpighiales, Euphorbiaceae. The record is from RefSeq and is a predicted model, not a curated record. Gene Ontology annotation, molecular function: serine-type endopeptidase activity.
AAAUGUGAAGAGUAUCUGCAGCUUCAAGCUCUAUAUAAGCACACAAUUUUACACUAUUCUAUUAAAAUAUCAAAUCUUUCCAUUGCUCAUCAAUGGCUUCACAUUACAAUAGUAUUCUCUCUUUCUUAUGGCUUUCUUUUAUAACUUUCUGGCUCUUCAUCAUCCCCACAUUAGCAGAAACAGACAAUUAUAUCGUUCACAUGGAUUUAUCUGCCAUGCCCGAAGUCUUUUCUAGCCAUCAUAGCUGGUACUUGGCCACUCUUUCUUCUGCUUUUGCUGUCUCUAACAGCAGAAACACCAUUAAUACUACUCCUGCACGACCUUUCUCUUCUAAACUUCUUUAUUCUUACACUCACGUUAUCAAUGGUUUUAGUGCUCAUCUCUCUCUUUCUGAGCUUGAGGCAUUGAAAAACACUCCAGGAUACAUUUCUUCCAUUAGAGACUUACCUGUUAAACUUGACACAACUCGUUCGCCUACAUUUCUUGGCCUCACUGGCAAUUCAGGGGCAUGGCAACCCACGAAUUUCGGUGAAGAUGUGAUUAUAGGAGUGGUGGAUACAGGUAUAUGGCCGGAAAGUGAGAGCUACAGUGACAAUGGAAUUUCAGAAAUUCCAAAAAGAUGGAAAGGAGAAUGUGAAAGUGGUACCGAAUUCAAUACUUCGUUGUGUAACAAGAAGCUGAUUGGAGCUAGAUUUUUCAACAAAGCUCUAAUUGCCAAGACUAACGGCACCGUAUCUAUGAAUUCAACGCGUGACACAGAUGGCCAUGGGACCCACACUUCGAGUACUGCGGCUGGGAAUUUUGUGCAAGGUGCUUCUUUCUUUGGCUAUGCGUCAGGAACUGCUAGUGGUGUGGCCCCUAAAGCACAUGUGGCCAUGUACAAAGCUCUUUGGGAUGAAGGUGCUUAUACUGCUGAUAUAAUUGCUGCAAUUGAUCAAGCAAUUAUUGAUGGAGUUGAUGUCGUGUCCAUUUCUUUGGGCUUGGAUGGCGUUCCUUUGUACGACGACCCUAUUGCAUUGGCCACAUUUGCUGCUGCUGAGAAGAACAUAUUUGUGUCCACUUCUGCAGGGAAUGAAGGUCCUUAUCUUGAGACAUUACACAAUGGUAUUCCCUGGGUGCUAACUGUUGCUGCUGGUACUGUAGACCGUGAAUUUAGUGCAACUGUGACACUCGAAAAUGGUGCUUCAGUCACUGGCUCAGCUCUCUAUCCUGGAAAUUAUUCUUCUAGCCAGGUUCCAAUUGUUUUCUUGGAUUCUUGUCUCGAUUCAAAGGAAUUGAAUAAGGUUGGUAAAAAAAUCGUGGUGUGCGAAGACAAGAAUGCUUCCUUAGAUGACCAAUUUGAUAACCUGAGGAAAGUGAAUAUCAGUGGAGGUAUCUUCAUAACGAAUUUUACAGAUCUCGAAUUAUUCAUUCAAAGUGGGUUUCCAGCCAUUUUUGUAAGUCCAAAAGAUGGAGAAACUAUCAAAGAUUUCAUCAACAGCAGCACGAGCCCACAAGCAAGCAUGGAGUUUCAGAAAACAAAUUUCGGUAUUAAAUCAGCUCCAAGUCUUGCUAGUUACAGCUCUAGAGGACCAUCACCAAGUUGUCCAUAUGUCAUGAAACCUGAUAUUAUGGGUCCUGGCUCUUUAAUCUUAGCUGCAUGGCCUCAAAACAUCGAGGUGAUGCGCCUCAAUUCUAAACCACUGUUUAGCAACUUCAAUAUAUUGUCAGGAACAUCCAUGUCUUGCCCACAUGCAGCAGGAGUGGCAGCACUUUUGAAGAAUGCACACCCAGAUUGGAGCCCGGCCGCAAUCAGGUCUGCGAUGAUGACUACUGUUGUUACAAUGGAUCACACUCCUGGGCCUAUCAAAGACAUUGGCAAUAAUAAUCAGCCUGCGAGUCCUUUAGACAUGGGUGCUGGUCAGGUUAAUCCUAGCAAAGCACUAGACCCUGGUCUUAUUUAUGACCUGAAGUCAACUGAUUAUGUGAAACUCCUCUGCGCAUUAAACUUCACUGAAAAACAAAUCCAAAUUAUCACAAGGUCAUCUUCUAAUGAUUGUUCUUCACCAUCUCUGGACCUUAAUUACCCCUCUUUUAUUGCCUUCUUCAACUCGAACGUCUCUAAAAGUUCCACAGUGCAAGAAUUUCACAGGACAGUGACCAAUGUUGGAGAAGGAAUGUCAACUUACACUGCAAAUUUGACACCCAUUAAUGGAUUAAAGGUCAGUGUCGUUCCAGACAAAUUGGAGUUCAAAGCCAAGAACGAGAAGCUAAGUUACAAAUUAGUGAUAGAAGGUCCAACAAUGCUUAAAGAAAGUAUAAUUUUUGGAUAUCUUAGCUGGGUUGAUGACGAAGGUAAACACACUGUGAAGAGUCCUAUAGUAGCUACAAGACUGAGCUCAGACUUAGUUUCGUCUUAGAAGAUCUAACUUUAAUUAUAAUUGCUUGUAUACUUGAAAAAGUUAACCGACUGGCAUUAAAUAAAAUAAUAUUGCUGCAUUCA